AUGAGCCCCGCUCCUCUUCCAACGUCUGAUGGUCAUGAUAGACACGUGGAUGACGGGCAAAACGAUUAUAAAACUAAGGAACUGACUUCAGAAGAAGAAUCAUCAACCCCCGUAAAGGCGGUUUCCGAUCCCCAAUCAGUACAUCCCACUAACGAGGAUAGCGCUACAGGCGAGGUAGUUGCAUCGGAAAACGAAGGUGCCAAACCAUGUGAUGGGUGCCAUGAUACAUCGGAUUUGUCAUCUAAGGAUGAGAAUUCGAGAGAUGGAGGUGUGUUGGAUAAGAAAUGUAAGUGUGAUGAACGUAAUGUACCCGGGACUACCCAUGUGGAAAAGAAGCGCCGUAACGCAUUUCUGAAAUUCGUUGAUAAAAUGGUCAACGCCAUAGAGAAUCUCUUCAAUACCGCUUCUACACCGGUUUCUGCGUAUAAUGCCAAGGUUAGUGAUGAAAAGAGAGCUGUGGGUGAUGCUGAAAGUCAUGAUGAAGAAAGCAUGGGGGGUGGAAAAGUUACUCCCGAAGGGGAGGUCGAAAGUUUGAAAAUCGAAUCGACCCAAUUACCUGAUGAACAGACCUAUGCCCCUACAUUGGAGAGUAUAGAUAUUGUUGAUGGUAUAAACGACUCUGUUCAUGACAUUGUUGAUGGUGACUUGGCACGGUUAUUGGACGGUGACAGGGUGGAUAUAGACAGUUUACUGUACUACGCACCAUUAGUUUCAUAUGAAGGUUACUAUGACGGACCCACAGAACCUAGCACUACUGCUACAGACGCGUCUACACGGCAAGAAUCUUACCUUAAGGAGGUUCCCACCGAAACCAUUGUACCCCAAGAGUCAGAUGAUGCCAAGGGCGAACUUGGCACGUUUAUUACCCCUGAAACACCUGUAGAUGCGGUAGCCGAUGUAACAAAAGCUUCUGUAAUGGAUAAUGCGGGUGCUUCUACGACUGAUGCUAUGUAUCCAGACAUAACUGCUGUUCCGGCAAUCCAUGCGGAUAGCGAAACAAAAAAGGGAGAGAGUGAAUUGAUAGAAAGCCCGAAACCUAUCGCUACAAGUGAUAUGGAACAAAUAUCUGAAAAUCUUCGUUCAACUCUUACAAACGAUCAAUCAACGGCAAGCGAAGCAGCAAAGGAGGAUCCUCAGGGAGCCGCUGAAUCACUUGACAAGCGCACUAGUACCGAAAUCGCCCAUUCGGAGGACACAACUGCUUCGCCGAGUACCAAUGAUUCAAACCCAGCGGCAUCAUCACCGGAGGCCGAAAAAACUAGCGAAACUGGCCCUGAGGCCUCCAAAGUAAAAGGGAGCACGGUUAAGGAUAAAGAUGCGACCGUACAACAGCGCCAGGAGCUAACACAGCAGCCUAUAGUGGUUAUAGUGAACUCAUCGUCAGGAGGAGAAGCGCCUAAAAAAACAGAGAUCGUCGAGCCGCGACCUCACGAUGAUGAGCUCGCUGAGCUCGUGCGCCAGGUGGCUAAGCAGGAAAUUAAGAAGGAAAUAGCGGACGCAAAAAAUCGCAAAACACAAGGUGAUGCUCCCCUGGGGCGAUUGUUGCAGAAGGAAAAGGUUUUCGACAUGGAAGACAACAUGGGUGACGAGCCCAUAAAGAAGCGCCUCGAAAUUAUCACGUUGCAGGUUGGCCAAUGCGGCAACCAGAUUGGCAUAGAAUUCUGGAAGCAACUGUGUGCCGAGCAUGGCAUUGAUCAGGAUGGGCGUCUUAUAGGAAAUAAAAGUGAUCACGAGGACCGUAAAGAUGUAUUCUUUUAUCAGGCCGACGACGAACAUUACAUCCCUCGCGCUGUACUAUUCGACCUCGAGCCGCGUGUGGUCCACGGCAUCAUGACUUCGGAAUACCAAGGCCUCUACAAUCCUGAAAAUGUCUUUCUUUCUAAGGAUGGUGGAGGUGCUGGUAACAACUGGGCUCGUGGGUAUGCCUCCGCCGAACGGGUCCAAGAGGAACUUUUCGACAUAAUUGAUCGGGAAGCCGACGGAUCUGAUUCUUUGGAAGGUUUUGUCCUGUGCCACUCCAUAUCGGGUGGUACUGGUAGUGGAAUGGGUAGUUAUUUACUGGAGAUGCUGAAUGAAAAGUACCCGAAGAGGCUGAUACAGACAUACUCGGUCUUCCCGCAUCUUACCACUGAAACCAGUGACGUCGUAGUUCAACCUUACAACAGUAUAUUGACGCUGAAACGUCUCACUCUCAAUGCUGAUUCAGUUGUUGUCCUCGACAACGCCGCGCUGAAUCGCAUUUUGGUGGAAAAGCUCAAAGUGGCAACACCGUCGAUACAGGAAACAAACUCUCUGGUGUCAAAGGUUAUGGCCGCUUCUACUGCUACACUUCGGUAUCCGGGACCUGUCAACAAUGACCUCCUCGGUCUGAUUGCUUCGCUCAUCGCAGUACCACGUUGCCACUUCCUUGUAACUUCAUACACGCCUCUAACGUUACAAAAGCACAUUUCGGCCGUGCAAAAGACUACUGUUUUGGAUGUUAUGCGUCGGUUGUUUCAGACCCAAAAUGUCAUGAUGUCGGCGCCCAUGAAAGACGGACUCUACAUUUCGGCAUUAAAUGUGAUCAUGGGAGAUGUUGACCCUAUUGAUAUACAGAAGAGCCUUCUGAGACUUCGAGAACGCAAGCUCGCAGAGUUUAUCAAAUGGAAUCCCGCAUCGGUUCAGGUCGCACUUUCAAAGCAUUCACCCUUCGUACCGCAACAGCACAAAGUAUCAGGGCUAUUGCUUGCUAACCACACAUCGAUAGCUGGUCUGUUUCAACGUUGCAUACAGCAGUUCGACAAACUCUACAGUCGAAGGGCUUUCCUCGAUAACUACAAGCGAGAGGCUAUGUUCAACAGCUCAGAUGGGCAAGGUAACUUUGAAGAGAUGGAACACUCCCGCGAUAUUACGCAACUUCUGAUAGAGGAGUACAAACGGGCGGAACAGGACGAUUACUUCGAAAUGGGAUGCCAGAUUUAG
Messenger RNA from Babesia sp. Xinjiang, 2961 nucleotides. Its product is annotated as Tubulin gamma chain. The record is from RefSeq and is a predicted model, not a curated record. Gene Ontology annotation, biological process: mitotic spindle organization; mitotic cell cycle; cytoplasmic microtubule organization. Lineage: Eukaryota; Apicomplexa; Aconoidasida; Piroplasmida; Babesiidae. The coding region runs from base 1 to 2961 and encodes 986 amino acids. Gene Ontology annotation, cellular component: nucleus; centrosome; gamma-tubulin complex. The transcript is spliced from 8 exons. Gene Ontology annotation, molecular function: GTP binding; structural constituent of cytoskeleton.